Cryptococcus wingfieldii CBS 7118 is the source of this 1437-nucleotide messenger RNA. RefSeq names its product integral membrane protein. The transcript has 4 exons. Lineage: Eukaryota; Fungi; Basidiomycota; Tremellomycetes; Tremellales; Cryptococcaceae. The coding region runs from base 1 to 1437 and encodes 478 amino acids. Gene Ontology annotation, cellular component: membrane. The record is from RefSeq and is a predicted model, not a curated record.
AUGUCGUCUCUUUCUCCCACCCAAUCCCCGUCCGCCCCGCCAUCCCUCCUCCACUCUAUAGGUGCCAAAGCUAGCGAGCGCCUGCCUCCAGGCCUGGUCUACUUUGUCUCUCAGAAUGUGGGGCUUACCCUCGUCGCCAUUGCCGAGCUGUUCUUCGUCCUCAUGGGCUUGACAGUCAAGUACUUCUUGUCCAACACCGAGAUCUCCACCUUUACCCUCAUCUUUGUGCGCAUGGGAAUCACCUGGAUAUUUUGCGUCAUCUCUCUUUGGCUCGUCAAGCGUGAUCCCAACCCUCUACUAGGACCGCCUGGUAUUCGAUCCAUCCUCGUCUUGCGUGGUCUCUUUGGCUACUUCGGCUUACUGGCGGGAUACCAAGCUCUCCGUGGCCUUACACUCUCCGACUCGCUCGCCAUCCAAUUCCUUGCGCCUAGCUUUACUGCCUUUCUCGGAUUCGUAUUCCUCCACGAGACAUUGUCACGCAAGGAAGUGAUCGCCGGCUGCUUGUGCUUCAUGGGAGCAUUGCUGGUCAGCCGGCCGAGGUUCAUUUUCGGAGAUGUGAGCGAAGAGAAGAGUCAUCAUGGAGGAGGAAGAUUGGAUCUACCGCCCGCCCCGGGAGGCGAGGAAGAUGGGGUGCAGGAGAUUGCAAGGUCGGCUGCUGUUGCGUGGGCUUGCGUGGCUAUCGUCGGUGCUUCCCUCGCUUACACCACCAUUCGAUGGAUCGGUAAGCAAGCCCACGCCCUCCAUUCUAUAUCUUACUUUUCCAUCAUGUGCACCGUUGCCAGUGGCUUCUGGCUCCUGGUCCGACCUGAACCCAUUGCCUGGGUCCACUCCCUUUCCGACCUCUUCUUCAUCCUCACUAUCGGCGUAUUCGGUUUCGCCGCUCAAACUUUCCUCACCCUUGGUCUCCAGCGCGAAAAGGCCGGGCGGGCAGGACUGGCCAUCUAUCUCCAGGUCGUGUUCUCGCUGAUACUCGAAUUUGUCAUCUGGGGUACCAUCCCCAGCCUGUUGUCCGCUCUGGGUACGGGCCUCAUUCUGUGUUCUGCCUUCUGGGCUGCGUUCUCUUCAACACCCAAACGUGAAAACGCCAAACCGACCGACCCCGAAACCCUUCCCUUCUCGCGCGAACCGUCCCCUAUCCCUCCACCCAAUACCACCUUCCCAUCCCGGCCAGGGGCAGAGACUCACUACAGCUACGACUCUACCCCCAACUGGCUCGCGCCGACUCCCCCUAAUGGGCUGGUACGUGCUUCGAGCAACGCGGUAAAUUCUGGCGCUGGGUCUAGAGAGGGAUCAGGAGAUGGGGAAGGAGGAACGUUGGAUAUUCCUGGGAGGCUGAAAGCGGGAUCUAGAACCGGGAGUAAUGGGUCCUUAGGUGGAACGAAAGAGACGAGGGUCAGGAAGCAGUCGGGGACUGGAAGUGAGAGACAAGAGCGGUGA